This is a messenger RNA of Rasamsonia emersonii CBS 393.64, 906 nucleotides long. Its product is annotated as Dihydrofolate reductase. The record is from RefSeq and is a predicted model, not a curated record. Bases 1 to 906 code for a protein of 301 amino acids. Gene Ontology annotation, cellular component: cytoplasm; nucleus. The transcript has a single exon. Lineage: Eukaryota; Fungi; Ascomycota; Eurotiomycetes; Eurotiales; Trichocomaceae.
AUGGCUCCCCGCAACUCCUCUUCCAGCGCGUCCAACACUUCAAAACAACCUCUCAAGAUCCUUAUGCUCCAUGGUUACACACAGUCCGGCUCGUUAUUCCGCGCAAAGAGCGGUGCUCUUGCCAAAUCCCUGCAAAAGUCCUUCCCUCUUCAUGAAGUUUCGUUCUCGUAUCCCACCGGCCCGCUUCGUCUUGACCCGGCCGAUAUCCCCGGAUAUACACCUGCGAACGAUGGUGAAGAUAGUAAAGAGAAGGAAAUUGAAGCCUACGGGUGGUGGCGUCGCUCUAACACAACAGAUCCUCCUGAGUACAUCGGUCUGGAAGACGGGUUGAACACAGUCGCCAAGGUCCUCCGGGACGAAGGGCCUUUCGACGGAGUGGUUGGCUUCUCGCAAGGCGCAAGCAUGGCCGCGAUGAUCGCGAGUCUCCUCGAGCCUAACCGCGCCGCUGCAUUUGCGCAUUUCACUGACGCAAAAACCGCAUCGGAUGGCUUCGAUCUCCCGGAGGAUAAACUCGUGUCGGGGAUUCCGUUUCCUUCAUCUUUUGACCCUUCCAAUCUCUCCCAUCCUCCUCUCAAGUUCGCCAUCUGUUACAGUGGAUUCCGUGCACCGGGACCGCGAUACCGCGGGUUCUAUGAGAAUCCCCCGAUUCAGACUCCCGUACUUCAUGUCCUGGGUUCUUUGGACGCUGUGGUGGAGGAGAGCAGGAGCAGGGCUUUGAUCAAUGCAUGCGCCGGAGAUCCGGAAAAAGAAGGAAAAGUCGUGUGGCAUCCUGGUGGUCACUUCUUGCCUGGUCAAAGGGCAUAUUUGGAUGCAGCGGUUGUGUUCGUCAGAAAAUGCCUAGACGGCGAUAGCAACAAAACAAAGAAUGAGGAAGAGAAAGUCGAAGACAUGGAUGUGCCCUUCUAA